AUGGAGACGUUCACCAAUACUUACGAUGAAAAGAUUCGUCCGCUGAUGGAUAGAAUUGAUCAAGCUCGAUCACUUUUAUCGUCAAACGAUGAUGGUAUUAGGUUUCCAAACGUUGUUGUGGUUGGCGAUCAAUCAAGUGGGAAAUCAACACUAUUGGAAGCAUUAUCCCUAGUCGAACUUCCGAAAGGCUCUGGUAUUGUGACUCGAUGUCCGUUGGUGUUGCGAUUACGUAAAGGAAACCAAAGAAAGGUUUAUCGUUUGCAUGAGGAUAAUAAAAAGGUUCUGUUGGAUGAAAUAAAACUGAAUAUCUUACAAUACAUUGAGGAAGAAACCAAAAAGUUAGCUGGUGCUCAGAAAAAUGUUGUUCAUACUUUAAUUGAAUUACAAGUGGAAGAUCCUCAGGUACGCGACUUGACUGUGAUAGAUUUGCCUGGUAUAGCACGAAAUCCGAUAGCUGAUCAGCCCAAAGAUAUUCAUAAACAGACAACAGACUUGAUUCGGCACUUCAUUCGACAAGAAGGCAGUGUUAUACUGUGUGUCUUUCCGGCUAACGUAGAUGCUGCAACAGUUGAAUCACUCGCAUUAGCACGAGAAGUUGAUCCAACGGGUAUUCGAACUAUUGGUGUUAUCACCAAAUCGGAUCUCGCCACGAAUCAUGAUGCAUUGGUUCAACAUUUAUUAAUGGAUCGACCUGAUGGCCUUCAUUUAAAAUUGGGCUUCGUUGCUGUUCGUAACCGUAGUACAGACGAAAAACUUUCUUUAGGCGAUGCACGGAAACGUGAAAAAGAAUUCUUCCGUAAGCAUUCUGCUGCGACUGCGGUUGGAUGGCAUUCUCUAGGUAUUGAUGCAUUGAUCAAUCGUUUGGCUGAUCUUUAUUCUGAUCGUGUCAAAGAUAUAUUUCCUAAAAUGCGAAGCGAGAUACAUAAAAAAUUAAACGAAGUUCGUGAGCAAUUAUCAAAAUUUCCACCGGAUCUUGAAACAGCUUCAGCACGUUUAGCCAAAUAUUAUGAAUUGGCGGAUUUCUAUGUCGAAAACAUUCUUCAAGUACGCUUUGUCAGUUCAAACGAUGGAAGACGUGCAAGUAUGGUCAAUACUUUGCACGGUAAAUUUAAGAAACUUGAAAAUAUCGUUGAAACUCAAAAGUGUCAAUUGUUUUCACCGGCAUAUCGCUCCAAAGUUCGGGACGCCAUGUCCGCGUGUUUUGGCGAACAAUUACCCAAUUUUUUACCGCAUCCUGUGUUGAAAGGUCUCAUUUGUGAGAAACUGGAUGAACUUUGGAAGGUGACCAAGGUACUUAUCAACGAUUGUUUCCAAACGACCGGGCGUCUUCUAUCAAAAGAUGAUAAGGAGGCAUGCAACGGUGACAUUUUGCUACUGAAAUUGUUACCAGCCUUUCGUCAACUUGUUCGGUCGUACGUGAAUGAAAAACGGCAAGCUGUUCAUGAUCAAGUGCAAGAAUUGAUUCGAUUAGAAAAGCAUGAUCCCUAUACAAUAAACCAUUACUAUGCGGAUACUAUCAAUAGGCUUAGGCAGAGUAAAACCGACGAGAUACAGAUCAAAGCAAGUGAAAUGAGUGCCCCUUCCGUAGUGGUAGAAAAUGACGACGAUGAAAAAUCUAUUCGUGACGCCAUCUCAAAUGACGAUCAAGGACUACAAGACAUGUUGAUUAGUAUUUUUGCGUAUUGGAAGUUAUUAUUGAAACGUUUCGUCGAUUAUACAGCAUUAUCUUUACGUGCUGGGUGUGUCUUUGAUAUCUGCCCCGGUAUCAGAGCACGGUUAAGACAAGUUCCUGUUGAACAAGCUGAUUUUGUCGAUUUUUAUCUAGCAGAGGAUUCGUCAGUUCGACUCGAACGAAAACAAUUACAACAAGCUAAAGAAAGAUUGGAGAAAGUGGAUGCAAUUCUUGGUGGUGAUGGUAGUAUCAAGAAUAAUGGCAAGAAUGCGUUUCAUGAUCUAAUGGAAAUCGAUAAUUCUUCCUUCACGACCAUUGAUCAACUGUCAGAAAACCAGAUUAAUUCUAUUGAAGAGAACCAUUCUUGCUUAACAUCAGUCAGCUCCGUUAAUAAACGUCAGAAAAAAUAG
Molecule: messenger RNA, 2082 nt
Organism: Rotaria sp. Silwood2
Lineage: Eukaryota; Metazoa; Rotifera; Eurotatoria; Philodinida; Philodinidae
Source: the annotation of a GenBank genome assembly